UCAGCUGAAAUGCAUAAAAAAACUGGGAAUUUUUUAUUGCAAGAUUCCCCAAAUUCAUGAAUUGGAUUGAUAUAGGGCUCGUUGUAAUUAAAGAACAGAUGACAACCAAAAAUAUAAUUGGAUCGAUGAUAUAUAGUAAUUAGUAUUCCAAACUUGAAUCAAUAACGGUAAUGGAAUCGAUAUCACCAUACACAUAUCCGUAUAUAUAGGAUUUCAAUCGAAUAUUUAGGAGGGUUGGUAUUUGGGAGUCAAGUCGUGUGCUCGAAGGAGAGACGAGGAGGCAAAAGCCUCGUCUGGAUCGGAUCGAUGUCAUUUUGUCAUGUCUUCAUCGUCUUCUACAACGUCCAACAUGUUCUUAUUUGCAAAAAAGAAAUGGUGAUCUCGAACAAAGGAUAGCAAGCCUUCUGAUGUGGAGUCUAAAUCGCUAAAGGUCACCCAACAAAACAACAGUAAAGAUGGUAAUGAAGGUACCGGUAUCACAGCAUAAGGGAACAAUGGUACGAAUUCAGAAAAGAAUCAGACGACGGAUAAAGACCAAGUCCACACAAUGAACAAUAUGAACUUCUGUUUGGAAUCAAAAAUACAAGGUGGAAAUUGUAUCAAACUAAAUUAUACUGAUGAUGUAAAACUACGAAAGAUGUUCAUAAAAGACAUGGCUGAAAUGCAUUUUUGUUGUUACAAACAACAAAGCAGUAAUGAAUGACCGAAAAUCGAUGAACGUAAAAUUAUUAUCCAUUAGUUAGUUUGAUUUGGUUGCAUACUAUUUUUUUCUUACUGGAACAUUUAUCUUACCACGUCUUUUCUCAAUUUUGUAGUCUUUUUUUAAGGUCUUUGGCCUUACAUAGUCAGGGCAGCAGGUGGGGGUUAGGAAUGACAUAUGCAAAAAUUGUUGAGCCAGGCCAACUAGAAGUGCAUGAGGUACUAAACCAUACCAGUCCUGCUGUUUGUUGUCAUUUUUUGUAACACCAUAAUGGAGUUCAAAUAAAUUAUAUUUAAACUGGAUGUGAUAGGUCUUUUUUCUUAGUCGUACUGACACAGUCCUUGUAAAUGUACAUGUUUUUAGUGAGUGAUUCCCAAUGCAGCAAUGACAGAAUGAAGUAUGUGUUACAUAAUUCAUUCACAUACAUAUUCAGAUAUUAACUUGCUUGUUUUCCAUGUUGAAUUGAAGUUAAGCAUUUUCUAAGCUGUGUAUUAGAAUAAAUAUUGCACCAAGUGUACUCAAAAUAUAUAUUACCUACAGAACUACUAGCAUUAUUUCGCAAUGUUUAUAAACAGUUGAUAUUAAUAUGAAUUUAAAAAUUUCAGUGUGUGUAAAAAUAUGAUAUCAUUAUCUGGGAAGAUCGGUGUAAUAACUGGAGCAAGUUCAGGAAUUGGACGAGCAACCAGCAUAUUAUUUUCAAAACUUGGAGCUGAUUUGAGUCUAGUGGGGAGAAAUGAAGAAAAUUUGAAAAAAACUGCUGACGAAUGUGAAAAAAAUGGAUCGAAAGUCAUCAGUGUUGUAGCAGACGUUACCUCUUCAAAUGGAAUAGAUAAAAUAGUUUAUGAAACGACAAAAAGAUUUGAGAAAGUCAAUAUAUUAGUUAAUAAUGCUGGAAUAAUCAAAUCAGGAACAAUUGAAAAUACGACUCUCACUGAUUUUGAUGAUAUAAUGAACAUCAACACAAGAUCUGUGUUUCAGUUGAUGCAACUCUUCCUUCCACAUCUCGAAAAGACGAAGGGUUCUAUUGUAAACGUUUCAAGCGUGAAUGGAAUACGUUCAUUUCCCGGUGCGCUUGCGUACAAUGUAUCAAAAGCUGCAUUAAAUCAGUUGACACGCUGUAGCGCACUUGAAUUAGCGCCCAAAGGUAUAAGAGUAAAUUGUGUAAAUCCUGGUGUAACGUUGACAGAAUUACAUAAAAGAAGUGGAAUGGAUGAGGUCGCGUAUAAAACAUUUCUUGAGCGGACAAAAACCACUCAUGCUCUCGGUCGUCCUGGGAAAGCUAUUGAGGUUGCAGAAGCAAUAGCUUAUCUUGCGUCUGAUUCCUCGUCUUUUGUCACAGGGAUGAGUUUACCUGUGGAUGGAGGACGACAUGCAAUGUGUCCAAGAUAAUUCUUUCAUUAAAUACACAACUUCAAUUUAAACAUUUUUAAAUUGUUAAUGAUGGGCAAAACUCAAUAAUAUUUUUGGCUCAACUAAAUUGGCCAUUUUUAACUAAAGGGUAUUUGAAUUUGUGUAUGGUUAAACAUUUUUAUAUUGCCAAAUAAAUAAAGUUGGCUUACUUCAUAUUAUAUUAAAUUUUCUAAUAAUAUUGGUAUUUAAUUUUCUAUUAAUUUGUGCUACUGCAUGUGUAUUUCUGAUAUCAUUGGAUAUGCCUAGUAUGUGGCUUGAUGCUUUUUUGACUGCAUCAGAUUUUAGUUCUCUCUUUUCAUUUUAAGUCCUCUCCUUAAGUUCGGUCAGUUCUUGAUUUUUUUCCCCCUAUAUUCUUGUCGAAUCUUCCUAAUAGGUAUUGGAUCAGAUUAUUUUACCGUUAAAAAAGUUUCUUUUAAAUAUGUCUAAUUUAAACAACCAUCUCUGCUAUACAAAUUUACUGUGUUUAUUUCUUUUAGAUUUAUAUGUUUAUGAAAUGGGUUA
Messenger RNA from Styela clava, 2611 nucleotides. The record is from RefSeq and is a predicted model, not a curated record. Lineage: Eukaryota; Metazoa; Chordata; Ascidiacea; Stolidobranchia; Styelidae.